AAAUACCCCAAUCUAUUUUAAAGCUCCCUCCUCAUGUUGCGUCGUCUUCUUCCCAUCACGUUGCUUCUUCACGCUCUCUCCACAGAGCUCACUCCUUUCCUUCUCUUCCAUUCUGCCACAGUUUUUUCUUGUUGGAUCAAUUGAAGCGCACUGCUGAGCCACAAGACUCAGCUUUUCUUAGUCAGGAGAAGUCCAGUCGUGCAUUUGCAAAUUCAUUGAUGGGGCGUAACCUUUCAAAUCAUUCAGAAUCUCCAGUUGGGGACCCUCUUCGUAGGAGGAGCCCAUCUAGGAAAAGUCCAUACAGAAUAGAAAGAUCACCUACUCGACAUAGGAGGUCCCACAGGGGUAGUUCUCCACCAAGAGAGAAACAUUCAGGUCACCCUAAGUCUCCAAAGCAUGCAAGGUCCCCCUCUCCUCCUGUUCGCUCUCCUUCUCCUCGGACAAAACGGUUAAGAAGAGCUCAAGCUGGCAGAGAGGCUGUGAAAGAACCUGAAAGAAGUAACGGGAGGGGAACUAAUAGGGGUUUACAGAAGGAAGGGGUUUCAGAGAGAGAUGUCGGGAGUGAUAGGAAAGAGAAACGGUGGGGAAGAGAUGAUGUUGAUGGUAAAUCAUCAAGACCAAGACAUGGUACUUCUCCAUCAGAUCGACAGCGAAGGAGUAGGCAUAUAUCUCCCUCACCUCAACCUGCUGGUGUUACCAGAGACGUGGAGAAAGUAAUUGAGAAUGACAGUGAAAGGAAUCAUGGCAGAGGGAGUGAUAGAAGAAUGCAAAGGGAAAAGGGUUCAGAUAGGGAAACUGAUAGUGAAAGAGUGGAGAGAAGGUCAGGAAAAGACAGUACUGAUCAUAGGUCUUCAAGAACAAGACAUGGGCGAUCUACUUCUCCAUUGGAUCGGGACCACAAGAACAGACAAAGAUCUCUUUCACCUCAACAAGCUGCCAAUACCAGAGCUCGUGAUGAGGUGCCAAAUUCAAGAGAAGAUGAGCAUAGGGAUGAUGAGAAUGAUGCAGUAGCUAUGAUGAAGGCUGCUGAGGAGGCCUUGGAAGCAAAGCAAAAGGAAAAACCUUCGUUUGAGCUAUCUGGAAAGCUUGCUGCAGAAACUAAUAGGGUCAGGGGUAUAACACUUUUAUUCACUGAGCCUCCAGAUGGACGAAAACCUGAUGUAAGAUGGCGGCUUUAUGUAUUCAAGGGCGGUGAAGUGUUAAAUGAACCCCUGUACAUACAUCGGCAAAGCUGUUACCUCUUUGGGAGGGAAAGAAGGGUGGCAGACGUCCCUACAGAUCACCCAUCCUGUAGCAAGCAACAUGCUGUUAUACAAUUCAGGCAAGUUGAAAUGGAGCAACCUGAUGGUACAUUAUCAAAGAAAGUAAGGCCUUACUUAAUGGACCUUGGAAGCACAAAUAAAACUUUUCUUAAUGAUACUGCAAUUGAACCUCAACGGUAUUAUGAACUAAUGGAAAAGGACACCAUUAGAUUUGGUAAUAGUAGCCGAGAGUAUGUACUACUGCACGAGAACUCUAUGAAUUGACGGGCUCAAUUGGCUACUCGAAUGCGCUUCCGUUUAACAUUUGGGGAUCACUGAUGCAUGAGGUCUUUUCUUUUCUUUUCUUUUUUUUUCUUUUUUUUCGGCAGAUCAGAUGUAUGGGAAUGGGUGGAUUUUAUGAAUAGCAUCAAAUUUUCUGAAUAUAUUUCAUGGAUGUUACAGUCAAUUAUGCAUGGUAUGUUAUAUCU
Prunus dulcis (almond) is the source of this 1729-nucleotide messenger RNA. Its product is annotated as FHA domain-containing protein DDL. Bases 219 to 1526 code for a protein of 435 amino acids. Gene Ontology annotation, molecular function: mRNA binding; protein binding. The record is from RefSeq and is a predicted model, not a curated record. Gene Ontology annotation, cellular component: nucleus. The transcript has 11 exons. NCBI's taxonomy places the organism in Eukaryota, Viridiplantae, Streptophyta, Magnoliopsida, Rosales, Rosaceae.